Messenger RNA from Mesoplodon densirostris (Blainville's beaked whale), 3477 nucleotides. Its product is annotated as collagen alpha-1(I) chain-like. Bases 1 to 3477 code for a protein of 1158 amino acids. The record is from RefSeq and is a predicted model, not a curated record. NCBI's taxonomy places the organism in Eukaryota, Metazoa, Chordata, Mammalia, Artiodactyla, Ziphiidae. The transcript has 9 exons.
AUGGGUCGUCGCCGCCACGGGGGGCGUGCGAUCGGCCCGAGGUUAUCUAGAGUCACCAAAGCCGCCGGCGCCCGCCCCCCGGCCGGGGCCGGAGGGAGGCUGACCGGGAUCAACCAGGUAGGGGAGAGAGCGCGAGCACACACGGGGCCGGGCGUGCCGGGGCGCGGGGCCGCGGGGCGCGGCGGUGCGGCGGUGCGGCGGCAGACGCACCACCACCCCCCGGAGCGAGCGUGGAGGCGGGGAGCCGAACACCGGGGCCCGACCGACAGCCCGCACCACCCGCGGCGAGGGCGGACGGACGACCGCCCGACGCUCGGGAGGACCCACGAGGGGGCCGCGGCGCGACGCCGCGCCGUGGAGGCACGAAGGCUGGGGGCGGUCCGGGGACGUCCCCGGCACCUCCUCCUCCUCCUCCUGCUCCCCCCCCACACCACACCAGCGCGGCCCGCGACCUCGGCGGCCCGGGAGCGGGGGCCACGGGCAACGGGAAGUCGCACGGGAGGCCGGCCGGCGCGUGCCCGCUCGCUCCCGCUCGCUCGCCCGGACGGGGCGGGGGGGGCGGGCGGCGGGGCGCGGGCAGAGAGGCCCGACACCCCGACCCACUCCCCGCCCGACGGACGGGAGCGGGGCGGGGCGGACACGGCGGCCGGUCCCCGACGGCUGCCCGGGGACCCGACGACCCACGCUCGGGCGAGCGCGCCGGGGCGGGGCGGGGCGCGGCGCGGCGGGGAUGGGGGGGCAGACGGACGGCCUUCCGCCCCCACCCUCGCCCAACACGCAACCGACGCCGGCGGACGGGCGGCGACGGCGGAGGACCACGGAGCGGAACCGCGGCGGGCCCGCGAAGCGAAACACCCAGGGACGCGGCCCGGGGGGGUCGGCAGACGCGACGGACGCGGCAGACGGACGGACGUGGGAGAGAGGGCCGACGAGGCGCGGCUGGCUCGGCCCGCCGUCGCGGAGACGCGACGACCACCUCACAGAAGACGUGGCGGCGCGGCGGGAGGCGGGCGGCCACGCGCCGACGCGAGGGGGCCCGGGGGCCAUCCGAAGGGCACGGACGCGAGUCGGCCGCCGGGGCGCGACACGGGGUCUCACCGCCAGAGGCCUCCAGCGCAGGGGCGGUCCCGCGACACACCCAGGACGCCGACUGGCCUCCUCCUCGGCCCCCACACCACAGGGUCGUCGUCCCCCCUUCGCGGGGCUCGCGACCACCCACCACCGCCGAACCUCCACGAGCCGCGGCCGGCCCGCGACAACACUCUCCCGCACGCACACCGGCCGCCCCGCGGGCCCCACCACACACACACCUCCGCCGCGCCCGACUCCCGCACCCCGCCUCAGGAACCCCACCCCGGGGCCUCCCACGACCCGGCCCCACCGCCGGGGGCCCGCGUGUGCGACGUUCCCCCCGCGUGGCACGGAGGGACCCGUCCGCCCAAACUCCACCUCAACCGUCCUCGCCGCAUCCGCCUUCAUCCAAGUCCGACCCCCGGGGGCUCGUGCCCCAAGGGAAACGCUCCCGAGCGAGGCGACCCGCACCGUGCCCACCCACCGCCCGCCCCCCGCCGCGACGAGCGGUCAGUCAGGGCAGGCGCGACGGGCUCCUCGUGGCUUCGGGACUGGGGAGCCGGGACGCCCGGGCGUCCCCUCCCCGCCCCCUUGGGCUCCACCACCGGGGUCGCCGCGCGCACACGGCCCCGCGCCACACGCCGGCCUGGCGGGACCCUCCCCCGACUCAGAGGGGGGAGGCGCGGGCCGCGUCGCCCUCGUGGCCACUGCACGCUUGGGAGGGGCAGCGGCUGGGGGGUCCGGUACCCCAAGGCUCCCUCUCGGAUCGCUAGAGAAGGCUUUCUCACCGAGGGGGCGUCAUCCCCCACCCAUCGUCUCUCCCGCUUCGGGCCCGCGGAGGCGCUCCACGAGCCGCCGCCGCCGAGUCCACGACUGGGCGGGGAGGCCCCCGGGGCCAACACGAUCGCACCCACGCCCGUGUGCCAUGCCCUGGCCACACUCAGUCCCCUCGCAGCACACGCCGAGAGCCACUCACGGGACACACCACCGCGGCGGGGACCCGAGGAGCACGCUGGGAAAAGGGAACGACACCACCGGCUCGGCCUCGGGCACCUGAGGGACGACCCGGAGCGCUCCAGGGGCACCACAGAGGACCAAGCAAGGAGAGCGCGACAUCACCACAUCGAUCAAUCAGUCAACCCGGAGAGCCACGGGCCACAGGGCCCCGAAGGUGGGGGAGGGGCACGGCGAGGACCAUCACCAGAGGAGCCUGCUUCAGCCUCACCGGCACACCACCGCCCCACCUUCUUCUCGGGCACAACUCCAGUGGCCGACGACCCCGCGGGGAGAACGCCUGACACGUGGCACAGAGCCUGCGGGGGGGGGGGUCGUCGCAGCCACCACCGGGUGCCUUGCGGCGGGGCGAAGUGGAGGCGCACGGGCUGGAAGACCCACGCGCCACACCUCGCGCCCCGCCGCCCUCGGGUGAGCCAGAGACCGGAGGCGGCACCGCGGGUCGGGUCAGCCGGGCGCACACACAGGCACACACGAGAGCCGGCGCGCAGGCCAAGGCGGGCGGCUCAAGGGGCAAGGGGACGGUUCGGGCUCCAGACGGCGGCCCGCGGCCCACAGAGCCCAGAUCCCUGCGUGCGCCCAGAGCCCCAAAGUCCUCAGCGACUAGACGCCAGAGAACACCGUGUCAGCACCUAUCUGGUGGCAAAAAAGGCCCAUUUCGGGCGAAAAAUAUCACAGCGCCCGGGAGCGGGGCCCAUCCACGAAUCGAGGGGGGGACCCCGAAACCUCGGUCCGGCCACCUGUCCCCAACUCGUCCCCAUCCACACCAGCCCCGGAGCUCUCGGGGGCUACCUGGUCGACCCGAGGAGCGUGGCGACCAAGUGGGGGCGGGGAAACGUGGGGGGGGGAGGGGAGAGGCAGCGAGCGGGCCGGGGUCGCCCUCCCCGGUUCGCCCGCCCGCCCGCGCGGGCAGGUACCGGUCCCCCUCGGAGUCUCCGGGCGAAGACUCGGUUCAAGAAAAAGAAAAUGUCCCACACUCGGCCGCCUCCGACGAGCGGGCCCCACGAGGGACCGCACGAGGGCCCGUGCCUCUCUCUCCGGGUCACCCCUCGCGGCCCAGGCCAACGGUCCAAAGGGUCCGGUCGGGUGGCCGUGUCGGCCGGUCCCCGCGGCCGGGUGCUGGUCGACCAGCGACAGCAGGAGGCGCCCACGCCUGGGCGCCACCGGGACAGUCGCCACCAACGUCGCCCGGCUCACGGAACUCUGCCUCGGGCCCGGCGGCCCAGUCACAACCCUCACGAAGGUCGCCGGGGCUCCAGAGACAAGGGACAAUAUAAAAGCGGCCGCCAGGUGGCUCCCGACAACCGGCUCCAACGUCCCCGGGCCGUGUCCCUGUCGCCGGCCGGCCACCGAGGACGCGGCAGCGCCGGGCCGCCCAAACGCCCGGGCUAA